Messenger RNA from Conger conger (European conger), 4803 nucleotides. RefSeq names its product uridine diphosphate glucose pyrophosphatase NUDT14-like. The coding region runs from base 158 to 1045 and encodes 295 amino acids. Gene Ontology annotation, molecular function: UDP-sugar diphosphatase activity; metal ion binding. Gene Ontology annotation, biological process: nucleoside phosphate metabolic process; ribose phosphate metabolic process. Lineage: Eukaryota; Metazoa; Chordata; Actinopteri; Anguilliformes; Congridae. The record is from RefSeq and is a predicted model, not a curated record. The transcript is spliced from 6 exons.
GCGGUUUGUGGUGAGAUUUGAAGAUCAAGUGGGCAGCUGGAUAGCUAUCUAUAUGAAUAAUGGAUCAGAUUAAUAAUAUCCAGGUCGUUCCAUGUACCAGCUCCAAUCACCUGAAACCGUUCAGAGUGCAUUAUAGUCAGAAAGGGAAAUACCCAACAUGCUACUAGCCAGCAAAAGAAAGGAGGAUCCAAUAGGUGCUCUACAACCAGGACAGAUAGAUUACACAAGACUCCUUGGGACAACUUCCUCGGGACUAACCCAAAAUAAGAGACGGUGGAGCAGAACAAAUGCACUCUUGUUCAUUGUGAGACUGACGUUUCAAUGUCUUCCUCAAAAACUGAAGCAUGGACCGCACCCAGAGAAUGGGACAAAGAAGUCAUGGGACUUCAUGCGAACUCAUGAAAGUGUCUCCAUCCUGAUCUUCAACACCACCUCACACUGCUUUGUGCUUGUAAAGCAAUUCCGCCCAGCCGUCUACGUCUGCGAGUGGGACAAGAGCAAGCCCAGCCCGGGGGAGGAGAAAAAGGAGGGCGAGGAGCAGGCGGCACCAGAGGAGGAGAAGGAGAAAGAGCAGGAGGCAGAGGGAGAGGGGCAGGGAAAGGGUGAGGAGACGGAGGAGGUGGGGAGUGCUCCAGACCUCCCUCCGGCCUCAGCAGGAGUAACGUACGAGCUCUGUGCCGGCCUGGUGGACAAGCCCGACCUCCCUCUGGAGGAAGUCGCCCGGCAAGGGGUCCUGCAGGAGUGUGGCUAUGACGUGCCUGUCGCCAAACUGCGGAAGAUCACCUCCUACAGGUCGGGAGUGGGCGUGACAGGCGCGAAGCAGACCCUGUUCUACGCGGAGGUUUCGGAGGAGAACCACGUGGGUGUGGCCAUGGUGGAGGGCGAAGCUGAGCCGCGGGAGGGCGAGGUGGUCAAGGUGCCCCUCCACGAGGCCAUGACCUUCGCCUACGACGAGAGCCUACCCAAAACCAUGCCCGUCAUCUUCAGCUUCGUCUGGUUCCACAACAACAUGUCGCCCAAGUACAAGAUCUCCACCAAUGUUUAACCACACCCCCCCCCCCCUUUAUGGUCCAUAUCGUAUGGGUGGUUACACAGUAUUUACCUUGAUACUGAGUUUCUAUUCCAUGUCUCUUUGUCUUUGUGGUCGUCUCUCUAUCACCAUUUCUACACACGCUGGUGUUUUGCUGUACUUCAAUUUAUUAAUUGUUUUCAGUGUAAACCCUGGGUGCUGUUCAGGUGGCUCUGAAGUCCAUAUCACUGCAAGUUAUCCCUGUUGGUUUUUGCUGGAUGGAGAAUCUUGAAUUUUAAUAACUUUAUUAACUCAGGCUAGGCUCUCUCUGUAUGACUGUGUCACGCUCCAUUGCUACACACCACACACUCUGUGUUUGCUAUUAUAAUUCACUAUUGUAGUGCUCCCUGAAAGUGAUGUUUAUUUUGUUUCACGAUUGUGGAAAUGUGUCAUCGUAAGAGGAACUUGCAUGUAUUUUCCUUUUGGAAUAAUAGUUGCUCUUUUUCUUCCAACACACUGUAUGAGCAUCCACCUAAUAAUAAUAAGAAGUUGAUGAAGGAUAAGAAUUAUAAUUUUAUUGUAAUUGCAAAUGCAACAUUAUUGAACUGCAUAUACCUAACUAUAUUCAUGUCAGAAACUAAGGUUUAACAUUAAGAAAGUUGUAAUUACAUUGGUUUAUUCUGAAAUCUAUUUAGAAUAAGAAAGUAUACAUCAUAUUUAAUCACUACUGCGUGUUUUUACAUGAAGGAAAUGAUUCAGAUGCGCCUACACACGCACACGCACACACACACACACAAUUUACUGGAAUCUCCAGGUACUGAGCCAUCUAGGGUGACCAUGUAUUGGAUUUUGAAAAAAGGAUGGGCCUGGACAGGUGUUAUGACCAUAAUACCAGGCUAUUUGUUUAUUUUGUUUCUUUAUUUGCCAUCUGUUGUACAAGUAAAACCUAACUGGACAUGAAAUGUAAAUUAAAUCAACUUCUUUAUGAAUUUAGAAACCCACCUGUAUGGAUAUUUCAAGUCCAGAAAGAAGGGUCCAGAAAAAAAGAGGACAUCUGGUCAGCCUAGUGACAUUGUAACGUAUUACAGCAAUUGGCUUAUUGAGUGGUAACAUUAUGCAAAGGAUUAUGUCUAAUUUUCCAUUAUGUUAAAAUAAUUCUGUCAGUUUGUGGGAUUUGAAUGCUUCCUCCACUGAUAUUGCAGUGAAGGGGAGGGAACAAUGUCACUGGAAAAGCAGAAAAAAGGGUGAUAAAAGUGUUAAAAAUAUACAUAACUAAUGGUUUAUUCGCAUGCAAUGUCACCAAUAUCAUACAGCAAUAUACAGGACUCAUCAAACCAGAAUAACAAAAUGCAAUUGCUAAAUAUUUUUGUCAAAUUUGCCAGGGAGCCAAUUUAUAGCAUUAUAUAGCAUUUUUUUUGGAGCUGUAUUAUGCUAUAACAAGUCAUCACCAUGUAACAUUCUAUUAAACUGUUUCCAUGAUGACCUAAUGAAAUAUUACCGAAUUAAUUGUUAACCUCAUCAACCAUUGUGGUCAGCUGACACAUUUUAUACUUCAACAAGUAUUUACAAACGGACUGCAUAAUUACUGUAAUCUGUAAAGUGCUUGGAACAAUCAAACACUGAAAAGCAACAACAGACAUCUCAGGUCUCAAAGUUUUGAUAAUACUAGGUGCCAUUCAGGGACAGUGUGCAACUAUUAUGGCACAGGUACAAUACACUAUCUCAGUAUUAUGUUCUUCUGAGAACCUCUGAUAGACUUUCAAACUGGUGUGGAAGGCACUGGAAGUAGUGAAUACAAUAACAUACAACUGAAUUUUACUAGUAUGUGAGUGACAUCUUCAAAUCAAAGUUGUAUGAAGUUUUAAACAUGAAUAGCCUGAAAAUGUAGAAAUUUUUUCAAUAUGCGUAAUACUUCGCAAGCAGGUUAGAACUUUUUAAUAGAGUACAGCAGUAGCUCUAGUCUCCUUAUCCCCACGAUCAUGUCUACUCAACAUACAGGUUGGUAUUAUAGUUGUCAGUACAUGCAAACACUGGCAGAUCCUAGGGGUUUAAAAUGUGUUGGGAUCACAUUGUUGCUAGUGUUAGUCUGAAGGCCAAAAGGUACAGAGUGCAUAUUUGAGUUUUCCCUCAUUUCUCACAAAUUCAAAUGGGUAUGAUAAAAUUUAGAUACAUUACAUGUAGUUUAUAUAAAUUCAAAAUUUACAGGCUAUAUUUUGUCAAACAAAAGUUUUAAUAUACUGUGCAUUUAAAAAAAUAUAUACAUUAUUGCUGUGCUGAUGCAUGUGUAUAUUGCAUAUUGUACACAACAUAUUUAACAAUACUGUAAAUUUGUGCAAUAUGUACAUAUAUAUAACAAGUAAUAUAUUUUAAAAUGUAUACUGUAUAUUUUGACAGAAAUAUAGCUUAUUUGUAUUUAUAUUCCUUUCAUUUUGGAUUUCAGAAUUUACAGUUUAUGACACUAAAGAUGGAGGUUAAUUUUCUUUAUAUUUUCUGUAAUUUGUUUUACAAAUCUUUCUCAUUUUCUCCCAAUUUGGUAGCCAGUUAUACCCUAUCUGUUCCAAUUAUCGAUUUUAGUGGGGGAUACAUAAUGACCCCGUCCCUCGGCAGCCCAGAGGGAUCUAGCGAUCCAGAGACCAUUUCUUCAAGCCAUAUCGUCUCAGAGCCGUGAUGCCGCGAUUCCGAGGCGACCGGGCGCUGUUGUAUGCAGUGAUCCUACUAACCCGUGCCAGGUCCCUCUCUCAAGCCGAUUAUGCCGCUCCACGAGAGCCGGCAGGACCGGGAAUCGCACCCCAGUCCUCGGUGUGCGACUGUAACGGACUGUAACGCACUGAUGCCUGCAUCGAGGUCCAUUACUUUAGCUGUGUGCCACCACGGCUCCCGCUGUAAAACACUUUUUGCCUUCUUCCUGAGUUUGACUUAAGCACAGCAAAAGACCGAAGGGAAACUGUCACUUUAUCGGAAAGAUUCAUGCUUUGCAGCCGAGUACCCAAAAUGCAGAUCUUUAACCUAAAUGUAUGAUUUACAAUUGGUGUUCCUUUAUUAAUUCUUCCCAACAUGUGCAGUUGUAAUUCGUCUUACCCAGGUGUUUUGUGUUUCAAUGAGUGGGAAACCUGAAGGACCACAAAGUUGCAUUCCAUUUGUUAUUUUUAUUUCCAUACUUAUCCAUUAUUUCAAUUCCCCACUUGUUCAUAGGACCUCACUUGGAGCUUGAAUUGCAAUGGAUGUGUCUUAAUGAAUUCACUCUAUUGUUCAUGUAUUAGUAUUAAGUUAUUUCUCUUCUACUAUUGUCAAAUGAGCAUUUUCAAUCAUGUUAGCUGUGACUGCACAUGUGAGCAGAAUACACAGGUACAUAUUGGUACACAGGUACGUAUUUAAACUAAAUUAAAGGUGUCCGAGAUUAUCAUCAACAAAAACUUAGGCCUCUAUUGGCAAGGUUUUGCUAAAGCUGUUUUUUGAAAGAUUUUUUUAUGUAGCUUGCACUGAAAUUUUGUUUAAUCUAUUUUAUGAGGAAACGCAUUGAAAUGAGCCUCUUCAACUUUCUAUAAUAUGCCAAUUUUUUUGAAUAUCUUAAGGUUUGUGUAUGCUUGAUUCAAAGUGAAGUUGGUUAUAUACAGUAUUAGUUGAUGAUUAUGUAAUAUUUCUGUUUGUAUUCCCUUGAUUUUGGUUUUUCAGUUUUUUUAAAUAUCACUUUAUCACCUUAAUACUUUAGGCAUUGUUUUUAAAACAUGCAUGUGUUUUGUGCUGUUUUGUUGCAUUGAAAUACUGUAAAUAAAAGGGUGUGAUACCCAAAAUUU